UAGAGGAAUGGCAUAGCUAUGUAUAUUUUUUAGUUCGUCUGCGCCUCUCGCACAGAGCGCCCCGUCCGGUCUUGGUGAGCGAGGCCAUGGUCGCGAAGUCAGCCCAGGUGCCCGGGGUCCGGACAAUAGCAUAUGAGGGAGCCGACGAUCGUGACAGACAGGGACAAGCUCGAGGGCGGGAGUUUGGGGGCCUGGGGCUUGGUGUUGGCGCAGCAAAAAUAGCACACAGAGGGUUACCCACCAGUCCAACACCAGGAAAAGCUCUCUCGCGGGCGCUGGGCGCAGCAUUGCCAAGGCCUCACUGCGCAGGUCAGCUCUCUAUUCUUGACGGUCCAACCACGCCCUCUGCUGACAGCCGAAAGCCGUUUCACAGUGCUCGCUCGGGACUCGAGCUUCGAGACUCUGCCUGCGGCCCGCGUAUCGGGCGCAUAUCUAGCGCCAUACGCCUGGAUGCAUCGCAAGUGCGGGAGGCCGAACCACGUCGUCCUCUUCUCGCACACGGCGCCCCUUCGCUACCAGAGCAGACGCCGUCGGCUGGCAUCGGUCAGGCUGCUUGGAGCGGCGUCGAUAGGGCGAAGGAGCUGCGAUAGAGCUAAGGAGCUGCUGCUGAGGACAGACAGGAGGUCUUCGGAGCCAAGCAGCCUGCGUGAUUCUGAUGCAAAUAGACAGACGUUGAUGGACAGGCUCUCGCCAGAAUCACGCCGAUGAUGUUGCCCUCUAUCGUCGGCAACUCUUGUGCUUUGUCGGACUGGCUGGCGUGGCUAGAAAGUGUGAGUAUGGAAUCCUCCGCCCUAGUGAUCGAGUUGGAUGGCGGUAUCGAUGCGAAGGUUGUUUGGAGUUGUGGUCCCCGG
Messenger RNA from Mytilinidion resinicola, 851 nucleotides. RefSeq lists its product as uncharacterized. The record is from RefSeq and is a predicted model, not a curated record. Bases 87 to 590 code for a protein of 167 amino acids. Lineage: Eukaryota; Fungi; Ascomycota; Dothideomycetes; Mytilinidiales; Mytilinidiaceae. The transcript has a single exon.